GGACCAAUCGGGUAAGACCACGAUCGCAAUGGCGGUGUGGACUGGCAGUUUUGUGAUAUCCGACAGAUAGACACUAGUAGAAGUUGGUUGCGGUUAUUGUUGACAGUUCUUUCAAGAUUUUUUUCACUGUUAUUUUUUCACAUUUUUGUUGAUCAUGUAUCCCUGUGGACUACUGUUGGUGUUGUUGAAUCUCUGGUCAGACGUAGGUGGAAGUGUUUCUGAGAUGGAGAUCGACAGACAUCUGGAGUUGGGGAGAGAUUUUCUAGCCAGGGGACAACUCCAGGAUGCAUUGACACAUUUUCAUGCAGCAGUUGAUGGUGACCCAAACAACAGUCUGACGUACUACAAACGUGGGGCAGUGUAUCUAGCCCUUGGAAAAUCAAAACUAGCUCUCCAGGAUUUCGACAAGGUCCUUCAACUGAACUCUGACUUCACAGCAGCUCGACUUCAACGUGCUAAGGUACUCCGGAAGCAGGCGGAGUUCGCCAAAGCUGAGGAGGAGUUCCUCAGCGUCCUCUGGAUGGAUGAUAACAACGUUGAGGCCUCAGCUGCCCUCCAGGACAUUGCCACUAUGAAGGAGGACUACUCCUUGGCGAAAGAGCUCAUCAAGCAAGGUCGGUACGACGAGGCUGUUGAACUUCUCACUCGAGUCAUAGAGUUCUCCCCAUGGGCAGCAGAGCUACGAGAAAUGAGGGCUGAGUGUCACAUGAAGAUGGGAGACUACAUGAGUGCUGUCUCAGACAUGAGAGCCGGUACUAAACUCACAUCAGACGACACCAUUGGAUUUUUCAAGCUCUCCCACAUGCUCUAUCGACUUGGUUUUGUCGAUGAGGCCCUGAAGGAGAUCAGAGAGUGCCUGAAACUUGACCCAGAACACAAGGAUUGUUUUCCUUUCUACAAAAAAAUCAGAAAAGUAGCUAAGAAGUUGAAUGAAGCGUUGGAGGCAGAGGAGUCCCGAGACUACGAGACUUGUACCUCCUCGGCGGAGUCUGUCCUGAAAUUGGAACCCAAUGUUGAUAACGUACGUUUCACAGCGCACCACCUCCUAUGCAAAACGUACACCAGUGAUCCCAGCUUAGCUGUUAAGCACUGUCAGGAGGCCUUGAAAGUGAGAAGAGAGCCUGAAGUGUUGUGUGACAGUGCCGAGGCUUAUCUCAAUGCGGAGAUGUAUGAUGACGCCAUUAGGGAUGUCAAGGACGCCAUGGAGAUGGAUACGGGAUACCAAAGGGCUAAGGAGCUCCUCCAGAAAGCCCAGCAAAGGCAAAAGAUGUCUGAGAGCCGGGAUUAUUAUAAAAUUCUCGAUGUUCGCAGGACAGCUACCAAACAGCAAAUCAUCAAGGCGUACAGAAAAGCUGCCCAGAAGUGGCAUCCUGAUAAUUUCCAGGAUAGCACCGAGAAGAAGAAAGCUGAAAAAAAAUUCAUUGACAUUGUUGCUGCCAAAGAGGUCUUGACUGACGAAGAGAAAAGAGCCAAGUUCGACAAGGGAGAGGAUCCACUCGACCCUGAAAGUGGAAAACAUUCUGGUUUCAAUCCUUUCCAGGAUUUCCCUCAAUUCCAUGGCUCGCCUUUCCAGUUCAAGUUCCAUUUUAAUUAGAAGCGCAAGUGCAACACUAGUUUUGAAUGAGAACACUAUAGAGACAUUUGGGAGAAUUUAUAGGGAAGGUGGAAGAGGGUCAUGCAUCAUUUGUGUGUAUAUAUGUCUUCAAUCGUUACGGAAAGGAGGAUUUUUUUGGGAGAGAAUUUCUGUAUUUAAUUCGGUGAUGAGGAAACGUCAGUUUUUGUGAUCAAACAGUUGACAGAAAAAAUGCAAGUUUUUUUAAUAAAAUUCUCUCUUAAAAUUGGCCGCCUCUCAACGAAAUCUUUUGCAAUUUGUAUAUUUCUGGAAACAAGUGUAAUCCUAGUUUCCCUUAGGAACUGAUAUGAAAUAAUAUUUAAGGAUAUGAGAUACCGCCGAAUUGUACAGAACUAUAAAGGAUAAUUCAAAUUUUUCGAGACUAGAAUCUUCCGUGAAAGGCAGUGGAUUUAUGUUCUAGAUAAAAGGCCACAGGUGGUAUCACUAAAUCAAUUGCUUCUUAUAUUUAUACCGAGUACGAGUGAUUUUUUUCGUAUGACUGGAAUGAAUGAUAUCUUCAUGUAUAUAUAAAUGAAUAUGCAAAUCUGUAUCUACAAGCAUUUGUAUAGAAAUAUAUCGAAAUCAUUUAUA
Messenger RNA from Fopius arisanus, 2203 nucleotides. It is a transcript of the gene P58IPK, whose product is annotated as dnaJ homolog subfamily C member P58IPK. Lineage: Eukaryota; Metazoa; Arthropoda; Insecta; Hymenoptera; Braconidae. The record is from RefSeq and is a predicted model, not a curated record. Gene Ontology annotation, biological process: protein folding in endoplasmic reticulum. Gene Ontology annotation, molecular function: misfolded protein binding; protein-folding chaperone binding. Bases 155 to 1594 code for a protein of 479 amino acids. The transcript has 3 exons. Gene Ontology annotation, cellular component: endoplasmic reticulum.